GCCCACCUCGAAAGCCUCUUCUCGCCGUCCCCGCGUCACCAACCGUGGUUUGUCAACACGACGCAAGCAGCCAAAAUAUGGCCUCCUUUUAUGGGCCAUGGCGACCGGGUGAAAGGCAACGAUGCUUCCUCUCCUCCUCACAGCCUUGAGACCGAUUGUCGGCUCAACUCGAUCUCGAAGAGCACAAAAGUAGAGGGGUUCACAGCCGUGUGCCUGGGCUUGAUUGGUCUGGAAUGGGCUGAAAGGAGAGGCUCAGACCUCAACAGUUUUGUCGUCUACCUCUUCUGGAAUACAGGCAGCCAAACGCAGAUACGAGUAGCUUCUGCCCGCCUGGCCAGGCUUCUGUCGACCUGCAUGUGUUCGAGGCUCUGGGGGGUGGGAGAGCACGCAGUAACCACUCGCAAAUCAGAUUGUUCUGGCCCUCUUCAGCCUGGCCUGGCACCCAACACACGUACACGCUGCAUUCGCAACACACAUCGUGAGCACACAGGCCCAUUCACCUCAAUCUGUAGACAAGACCAAAUGUGCACACUGCCACACACGCAAGCCCAUGCAUGCCGGCGUUUAGGUACCCCCAUGCGCCAGACGACAGAAGCAUGCCGUCAAGGUGUGCACAAGUACCUGUAG
Protopolystoma xenopodis is the source of this 627-nucleotide messenger RNA. The record is from the annotation of a GenBank genome assembly. NCBI's taxonomy places the organism in Eukaryota, Metazoa, Platyhelminthes, Monogenea, Polystomatidea, Polystomatidae.